CUGAAUGUAACCGUAAUGAUUCAAGACUAAGAUCGCAUCGAGCACAAUGGCAUUAUUAUUGCAGAGCAUCACACGCUCCCUACUGCAGAAACAGCAAAAACUUCGGUGCCAUGGGGAUACAAUUAUCGUUAAACGAGCAUUGACAACAUGGUUUGCAGGUCCAGCGCUCAAAUCCACCCGCCAACAACUCUGUGCUUGGAAGAGACCACAGUAUGUUGUUCAGGAACAAGUAUGCUACAGUACUUUGCAGCAGUCCUCGCGAACACAAACUGGCAGGAGGCGUUGGACCCCAGUAACUAUUGGCUUAGCUCUUUGCCCUAUCAUCACAUUUGGCUUGGGUACUUGGCAGGUCCAACGACUACGUUGGAAGGUUGGUCUGAUUGAGAGCUUGGAAGAAAGGAUGUUGCUAGAAGCUAUCCCUUUACCGCGCAAAGUCAAUUUGGAUGCAAUCGAGGAUUUUGAGUAUCGCAAGGUCAAAGUGACAGGACAUUAUCGACAUGAUGAAGAAAUGCUUUUAGGGCCAAGGACAAGAGGUGACGGACAGCCAGGAUAUUUCCUGAUUACACCACUAGAGCGACCUAACGCAUCUAAAAUCCUUGUAAGGCGAGGAUGGGUUCCUCGUGAGAAGAAGGAUCAAUCGACUCGGAAGGAUGGUUUGAUUGAAGGAGAGGUAACUGUAGAGGGUCUUCUUCGAUCUGGUGAACAAAAAGCAUCAUCAUUUGUGCCGGAAAAUAAACCAGAAAAGAAUGAGUGGUACUCUCUGGAUUUGGAAACUAUGGCCAAGAGAUCCGACGCUCAACCUAUCAUCGUGGAGACGCUCCUAGACACUCCUGCUCACUUGAUCAAGUCUGAACUGAUUGACAAGAACAUUCCUGUUGGACGUUCCCCAGUUGUAGAACUUCGUAAUAAUCACAAAGAAUAUAUCGUUACUUGGUAUUCGCUUUGUAUUGCGACAUCAGCGAUGCUUUAUAUUUUGAUGAGAAGGCCACCACCUACUAAGAAGGCACCGCAGAUGUUGCCUCGUCAUGUGUAAAAGCUGAAAUAGAGAAAGUCGUUGUGCAGUUAUUUGAUCAAUAGAGUUGUAUUAUAAGCAAAAGCAAUAUAAU
Lobosporangium transversale is the source of this 1106-nucleotide messenger RNA. RefSeq names its product SURF1 family-domain-containing protein. Gene Ontology annotation, biological process: mitochondrial respiratory chain complex IV assembly. Gene Ontology annotation, cellular component: membrane; mitochondrion. The coding region runs from base 47 to 1033 and encodes 328 amino acids. The record is from RefSeq and is a predicted model, not a curated record. NCBI's taxonomy places the organism in Eukaryota, Fungi, Mortierellomycota, Mortierellomycetes, Mortierellales, Mortierellaceae. The transcript is spliced from 5 exons.